This is a messenger RNA of Callithrix jacchus (white-tufted-ear marmoset), 2205 nucleotides long. The record is from RefSeq and is a predicted model, not a curated record. NCBI's taxonomy places the organism in Eukaryota, Metazoa, Chordata, Mammalia, Primates, Cebidae.
AUGUCAGUCCUGCAGGCCCCCAGUGACAGGGCACUGACUCCUGGUGGUCUCCUGUCUGCCAGGGAGUCUUGCUGGCUUGGUCUUAAAAAAAAAAAAAAAAAAAAAAAGCAGCUGCAGGAGCUUGUGGUCCCCAAGCACGUGAUGCACGUGGUGGACGAGGAGCUCAGCAAGCUGGGCCUGCUGGAUAACCACUCGUCGGAGUUCAACGUCACCCGAAACUACUUAGAUUGGCUCACAUCCAUCCCUUGGGGCAAGUACAGCAAGGAGAACCUGGACCUGGCACGGGCCCAGGCACUGCUAGAGGAAGACCACUACCGCAUGGAGGACGUCAAGAUACGCAUCCUGGAGUUCAUCACCGUCAGCCAGCUCCGAGGCUCCACCCAGGGCAAGAUCCUCUGCUUCUGUGGGCCCUCUGGUGUGGGCAAGACCAGCAUCGACUGCUCCAUCACCUGCGCCCUCAACAGAGAGUACUUCUACUUCAGCAUCGGGGGCAUGAUGGACGUGGCUGAGAUCAAGGGGCACAGGCGGACCUUAGGUGCUAGGCCCGGGAAAAUCAUCCAGUGUCUGAAGAAGACCAAGACGGAGAACCCCCUGAUCCUCAUCAACGAGGUGGACAAGAUCGGCCGGAGCUACCAGGGGGACCCUUCAUCGGCGCUGCUGGAGCUGCUGGACCCAGAGCAGAACACCAACUUCCUGGACCACUACCUGGACGUGCCCGUGGACUUGUCCAAGGUACUGUUCAUCUGCACGACCAAUGUCACGGACACCAUCCCUGAGCCACUGCGGGACCGCAUGGAGAUGAUCAACGUUUCCGGCUACGUGGCCCAGGAGAAGCUGGCUAUCGCAGAGCAUUACCUGGUGCCCCAGGCCCGCGCCCUAUGUGGCCUGGAAGAGAACAAGGCCAAGCUGUCGUCCGACGUGCUGUCACUGCUCAUUAAGCAGUACUGCCGCGAGAGCGGUGUUCGCAACCUGCAGAAGCAGGUGGAGAAGGUGUUGCGGAAGUCGGCCUACAAGAUUGUCAGCGGCGAGGCCGAGUCCGUGUAGGUGACAGCCGGGAACCUGCAGGACUUUGUGGGGAAGCCUAUGUACAACGUGACGCCACCCGGAGUGGUCAUGGGCCUGGCCUGGACAGCCAUGGGAGGCUCCACAUUGUUUGUGGAGACAUCCCUGAGGCGGCCACGGGACAAAGAUGCCAAGGGUGAAAAGGACGGCAGCCUGGAGGUGAUAGGCCAGCUAGGGAAGGUGAUGAAGGAGAGUGCCCGCAUCGCCUACACCUUGGCCAGGGCCUUCCUCAUGCAGCACACCCCUGACAACAAGUACCUGGUGACCUCACACAUCCACCUGUAUGUACCUGAGAGUGCCAUCCCCAAGGACGGCCCAAGCGCAGACUGCACCAUCGUCACGGCCCUGCUGUCCCUGGCCAUGGGCAGGCCCGUCUGGCAGAACCUGGCCAUGACUGGUGAGGACUCUCUCAGAGGCAAGAUCCUCCCUGUUGGCGGCAUCAAGGAGAGGACCAUCGCGGCCAAGCACUCAGGCAUGACGUGCAUCGUCCUACCAGUUGAGAACAAGAAGGACUUCUGCGACCUGGCAGGCUUCAUCACCGAGGGCUUGGAGGUGCACUUCAUGGAGGACUACCGCCAGAUCUUCGACCUCGCCUUCCCGGAGAAGCAGGCAGAGGCGCUCGCUGUGGAGCGGUGAUGGUCACCCCAGGACUGCAGGCGGCAGAUGUCCGGCCCUAUCUGGGCCCGAACUGAGCCCUUCGGGGAGCGCAGCAGGGCCUGGCAGCAGAGCCACCGAGCAAGCAGCUUGGUCCAGCGGCCCAGAUCCCAGGGACCCCCAGUCAGUUUAAUCAGUGUUGCAUAGGACCUAUUUAAUCAUUAAAGUCAUUUCCAGUAAAAAAAAAAAAAAAAAAAAGAUUUUGGUGCACUCAUCACCCAUGUAUACACUGCACCGUAUUUGUAGUUUUUUAUCCCUCAUCUCCCUCCCACUCUUCCCCCGAAGUCCCCAAAGUCCAUUGUACCAUUCUUGUGCUUUUGUGUCCUCAUAGCUUAGCUCCCACAUAUCAGUGAGAACAUAUGAUGUUUGGUUUUCUAUUCCUGAGUUACAUCACUUAGAAUAAGAGUCGCCAAUCUUAUCCAGGUCACUGAAAAUGCUGUUAAGUCAUUCCUUUUUAUGGCUGCAUAGUAUUCCAUAUAUAUAUAUAUA